AUGUGGUCAACUAAAAGUUAUGAAGAAAUUCAAGAACAAGACCAACAGCAACAUCAAUCUUAUGAUCCGUUCAACCAAAUGCUGUCAUCGAAUAAUAUAUCAAAUAAAUAUGAUUGGAAAAUGAAUAAUGCUCCAUUUCUUUAUGAUGAGUUUCAAAAGCGAAUGACUGAACGUUGGUUAGAUCACGUUAACUGGCAUACUUUAGGUGGUCCACCGAACGAUGGUUCUAUUAAUGAAGAAAACUGCACUUUGUCAUUUCUUAGUAAUCAACUACGUAUGGGUUGUACCGGUGCCACUGUGUUUGUUACUGUCACUGUUACUGUCGUAAGAUUGAAAAGCGAUAAGAAACCCUUCGAAGAACUAUGCGCUGAAUUAGCUGAACUGGAUAUGCCUGCUGAAAACAUUGUUCUGAAUCGUCGGGUAGGUCAAGGCGCAUUCGGCUUGGUGUUCGGCGGUGAAGCUAAGAAAAAUGACUUGUGGGAAGCAGUCGCUGUAAAGGUGAUCAACGAAAAAGCAACCUACGAAGGCAAAAUUGAUUUUCUUUCUGAAGCAAAAUUGAUGCGUUCCUUGAAUCAUCCGAAUCAAUUUGUACUUGAUCAUGGAAUUGAUGCUACUCGGGGACCUAAAGACAUAUUUAUUAUCCGUAGAAUUUUAGCUCAAAGGUCACCAAAUCAUGAAGACAUACGACCACCAACGCUUACCAAAAUGAGUAUGGAUAUUGGUCAAGGUGUAGCAUAUCUUCACAGUAAACAUUUAAUUCAUCGAGAUAUAGCGUGUCGAAAUUGUCUUGUUGGUGCUGAUCGCACUGUGAAGAUUGGCGAUUUCGGUUUGACUAGGCAAGCGGCUAAAAAUACAUCUGAAGUUUAUUAUCGUUUUACACGGAAUUGUGAACUUCCGAUUCGUUGGAUGUCACCUGAAGCGGUUCAAUUCGGUGUAUUUAGCAUUCAGUCUGAUAUUUGGUCGUUUGGUAUAACCUUGUAUGAAAUCAUAACCUUUGGUGUAUUCCCUUAUAAUGGUCUAGGAGAUGUUGAAGUUGUUGAACGUGUUAAACGUAUGGAAUUCAGUAUAACUGAAUUUUUACCUCCUCAAGCAGUGAAUACCGUAGUAUGUAAAUUAAUUAACCACUGCUGUAAACAUCAAUGGCAACAUCGACCAUCGUCAAUGAAUCAAGUUUUGGAAAUAUUGAUGGCUUACCCGGAUUGUAUUCGGCCUUUUUUAACAGAUGAUCCUCCCAAACCGAAUACAACAAUGGAUGCAUUACCAUUCCAACCAACUGUAGGUACUUGUAUAAUAUCAGAAUCUGCAAUGACUGGUCUGGCUGCAGUAGAUAGUGUCGGUGGUGGUGGUUUUCGUACAAUGCGCAGUGCUUCAGCUGCAGCUGUCCCAAUAUCUUCUUAUACACCUUCACCGGUUCCGCUGAAUCUUCCUGAUGGCAGUAGUGAUAAGUAUUAUGGUCGUGAAAAGCGUUUUAGUGAACAGACGAAUCUUCACGAUAGUGCAAUAUUCAAUCACCAGUCAAUUUUUGAUUGGCCUGGAAACUGUCCGUCUCAUCCAUAUGCAAACACUUCAUCCAAAGCAAGAAUGAUUUCCUGUGAAUCUUAUCAACUUCCGUUAUAUUCUGAAAGACAAUCAACGUUUCCUUUGCCUAUGGAUGUAAGUAAAGAUCCCAUAUGCAAAUCUGUCGAACCCUCCAAUGUAUUGGGAUUUGAAGACCAUACUGGAUCGACUGCUACUUCUGAUAACACUAAUAAUAAUAUGUCUCCCAAUGUUCUAUUCAACCUAUCAACGAGUCCUGUUUCCACUACUAGUUAUCAGUCGGCUGAUGAAAAUACUCAUCUAAUUGUUAGGUCUUCUGAAUACACUGAUCAGGUUGUCUAUUCUUCUGGUACUACUUUAAACUGUCGUAAACAAAAACGUUCAAAUGCAUUUGUCAUCAAUACAAAGCCAGAAGAUUCCGAUGAAUUGAAUAGUCUACUAUCCGAUCAUCAAAUUCAGUCAUCUUCAGACCGUAUUUCAAGAAUAAAUACUGGUGAAUCAGGUAAAUCAUGUACCCUGACGUCUGUAGGUGAAGCUCUACAUGCACAAUUCUGUUUGGCUUCCAUAAAAGGAUCUCAUUUUGUUUCUGAAUCUAAGGCUCCAGUCGACAAUCUGUUGAGUUUUCAUUGUCUUAGACCUUCUUGUUCUUUGAUGAACUUAUCUACUCCGCAUCCUGAUCGGCAGUAUGUCAUUGUUGUUGCCUAUGUUGUUUAUUAUUCAAUAUUGGUGCGACAGAGCUUGCACGAGGUAGGAGUACUGAAAUGGAGGGUUGUUUAGUAUUUUGACUACCGUGUUGUUGUGUGACAGCAUUUUGAAGAUAAAUUGAAAUGCACCUAUCAGUAUUCUCUUCAUUGAGGGAACGAUCGUCGAAUUGUGAUAAUUGCAUUUCAUUUGUUAUUCGUUACCUAGCAGCUGCUAAGCUUAAAAGAAGUGACUCAGAGGGCCAAUCGCUAUCCUUAGGACUGUUAGACUUUUUUCACCACAAGGUGAGAUAAAAGGAAGUGGAAAAAUAAU
This is a messenger RNA of Heterobilharzia americana, 2550 nucleotides long. NCBI's taxonomy places the organism in Eukaryota, Metazoa, Platyhelminthes, Trematoda, Strigeidida, Schistosomatidae. The record is from the annotation of a GenBank genome assembly.